Messenger RNA from Seminavis robusta, 1896 nucleotides. Lineage: Eukaryota; Bacillariophyta; Bacillariophyceae; Naviculales; Naviculaceae. The record is from the annotation of a GenBank genome assembly.
AUGAAGGAAGCCCAGCUGCAAGAAGACCUAGCUGCCAAACAAGCUGCUUCCACCUUUCAUCCUCAAGAAACUAGAGUCUCUUCUACUGCUCUCACGGAUGAACAAAUCAAAAAAGACAUUCAAAAUGCAAACAAAAAUACAAACAAAAACACAAACACAGAUACCACCAGCAUUAGUCAAGAGGAACAAGACAAAAUUGCAAAAAACAAAGCCAGAAGACCUCUGCCUAUUGAACUCAGAAUGUCAGACACUUUUCUCAGAGAAAAACCAGAGCUUCUACCUGAUCAACAAAAAGAACAACAACAACAACAACAACAACAACAACAACAAUCUCUGGGAGAAACACACAGACAGGCACAGCAGUUCGUUGGCUUGGACAACAAAAUCAGAGAAAAGGCAGAAACACCACCACUCUCUCACACCCAAUCCAAUUCUAACUCCUUCUCCAAUAAUCAAUCUCAAGCCACUACCAGUAACAACCAAAACCAUAAUGACAUGAUUCCACCACCUCCUCCUCCACCUUCUGGAUUGGGAGCUGCAAAUCCUAAUCUAAUCAAUCUCAAUUUCAAUGAUCCCGAUGCCAUGGCCACUGCCAUGCUAAAUCUUAACCAACAAUCCACAUCACAAACAACAACAACAACAACGUCACUCCCCAAUGACCUCUCUGAUGAUGACUUGGCAUUGGUCAUGAUACCAACCGGACUUUCCAGACAGUCUGGAAGAGAUACCGUGCCACAGACACAACCUGGAGCCGUUUCCGUAAGACCCACACAAUUCGCUGAUGACCCUAUUCCGGAAGAUCAGGUAAUACAGGAUUGGCACGAUGAAGUUUACGGGACAAACAAUGAUGAUGAUGACGAUGACGUCUCCAGUGCAGACACUUCCAUCACACCCGAAAUUCCAGAUCACAUGUUGGGACUUCCUGAGGCACUACCCAUUCGAGCAUCCAUUGUACGGCAAGAAGAAGAAUCCAAACAUGAAUUGGAGCAAUUACAGAGACAAAUGGAAGCUAAACAUGCCGAAAUGGCCGCCAUGAAACAAAAAUUGGCAGAAAUGGAACGCAUGCAACGAGAACUCGACAUGCUUAAACGAGGUGUUGCCGUGGCUGAACCCGUCGUUGCGGGCAGCAGUGACCAGGGGUCCUCCUCGGCCAUGAACCCGUCCAGUCAGCAGUACAAUACUGCCAGUGGUCCCUUUGCCUCUAGUUCCGCCACCAGUCAUACAGCCAGAAUGGAGGCCAACGAUCGCGCCGCCAAGGAACGAGCCAGGGCAUCCGGUAGUAAAGGGAAAAAGAAAGGUGGAUCUUCCCACAUGUCCUCCGCGGAAUUUCAUGCCUACCAGGUCCUACUCGGAGAAAAGAAAGAUCCAGCGCCAUUUGCGAGUGGAGAGAAAAAAGCCGCCAGCAAAACAGCACCCAAGAAGACAGCAUCGUCCACCGAUGGCAACAAUCAUAAUAAACGCAGCGGCACCUGGGGGUGGACCAAACAAGGAUCGGUCACGGAACGAAUGGGAGAUGAGGCCAACGUGUUUGGUGGAUCUGUGACCAUGGGAGACAAUAGUGUCAACAGCAACAACGGUCGACCCUUGUCGGGAUCGCUGCGGCGAUUGAGAAACAGUAAUCGAAGCGCUACCGGUACCAAUGCCGAGGAUGUUGGAGGUGAACCGGCAAUCCCGGAAGCUUCGACACAGGAGGCAGCAGAGCCGGUUACCGCUACGAGAUCUUCCAAUACUCUUGCUGCGGCAAGAACAAGUGACUCUGCUGCUGCUUCUGGUGAAAACAUUGACAGAAGCAAGGUCGCCAGCAACCCUCGCAGGUCGAAUGAGGAGGAUAUUGCAGAUGCUCUCAUGUCAGGAGAAGGACAAGUUGGGGAGACGUCGUGCUGUGUCAUUUUGUAG